AUGCAGCGAGCCACAGCCUGGUUUGCUAUUGCGGCAAGCCUUCACGCCUCAGGGGUCAGCUCCAACGCUGGUUCCCACGCGUGGCAUGGCAACUCCUCGUCAACGAUUCCGUCAGUGUUCCCGCUGCUGGAAAACGUUGAUUCUGCGGAUCUUUUCCCAAUGUCAUUGUGUGGGACCUUUCCGUUGGAGGAGGCCACCAUUGACCAAAUGCAGGCUGCCAUGGAGGCGGGAACCCUGACUUCGCAGCAGUUGGUUGGUUGCUACCUUGAGCGGACGUACCAGACGCAAGAGUACAUACACUCUGUUCUGCAAAUCAACCCUGACGUCUUUCAAAUUGCUGCAAAGAGGGACGCAGAGCGCAAGGCCGGAAAGGUCCGCGGUCCUCUCCAUGGGAUCCCGUUCACGGUCAAGGACAACAUCGCGACGAAGGACAACAUGGAGACCACUGCCGGGAGCUUCGCCCUCCUGGGCAGCGUCGUCCCCCGCGACGCUCACGUGGUCGCCCGCCUCCGGGACGCGGGCGCGGUCCUCUUCGGCAAAGCGGCGCUGAGCGAGUGGGCCGACAUGCGCAGCAACAACUAUUCCGAGGGCUUCUCCGCGCGGGGCGGCCAGUGUAGGAGUCCGUACAACUUCACCCUUAACCCGGGUGGAAGCAGCACAGGCAGCGCUGUUGGUGUUGCUGCCAACGCCAUCGCCUUCUCGCUGGGCACGGAGACUGAUGGCAGUGUCAUCAACCCCGCAGAGCGCAACGCCAUUGUGGGAUUCAAGCCUACUGUUGGCCUAACCUCUCGAGCCGGCGUCAUCCCGGAGAGCGAACAUCAAGAUUCCGUGGGAACGUUUGGUCGCACGGUCAGAGAUGCGGUAUACGCUUUCGAUGCCAUAUAUGGGAUGGACCCACGAGACAACUACACCUUGCCUCAAGAGGGACGCACUCCCGAGGGCGGGUUCGCGCAGUUCCUCUCGACAAAGGAAAUCUUGAAAGGAGCCACUUUCGGUCUGCCCUGGAACAGCUUCUGGGUUUACGCGGAUGAUGAGCAAAAGGAGAUUCUGGGACAAGUCCUCAAGCUCAUGACGGCCGCGGGGGCGACCAUUAUCAACAACACCGAGAUCACCGACUAUGAAAGGAUCGUCAGCCCCGACGGCUGGGACUGGGACUACGGCACGACAAGGGGAUACGCGAACGAGUCCGAGUACACGGUUGUCAAGGUCGACUUCUACAACAACAUCAACGCCUAUCUCUCGGAGCUGGAGAACACCGACAUCAAAACCCUCCAAGACAUCAUAGCAUUCAACUACGACAACGACGGGACCGAAGGCGGCAACCCGUGGCCCCUCGGCACCGCCGCAUUCUACUCGGGCCAGGAUGGGUUUCUCGCCUCGCUCGAGUCGAAAGGGAUCAAAGACGAGACCUAUACCCAAGCAGUCGAGUUCACGCAAAAGUCAACGCGGAACGGCAUCGACGAUGCCCUCACCUCGGUCAACGGCACAAGACUGGCGGGGCUCCUGGUGCCCCCGGAUGUCGGCCAAACGUACCAGAUCGCCGCGCAGGCGGGCUAUCCCAUGAUCACGCUGCCCGUCAGUGUCCGGUCGACCGACGGGAUGGGUUUCGGUCUCGCCAUCAUGCAGACUGCGUACGCGGAAGACGAGCUGGUGAAGUGGGGGAGUGCGAUUGAGGACCUGCAGCUGACGACGGAAGGGAACCCUUACAAGAGGACUUUGCCGAAAUGGCACGAGUACCUGACGAGGAACGUGCCGGUGUUUUAG
Molecule: messenger RNA, 1764 nt
Organism: Colletotrichum higginsianum IMI 349063
Lineage: Eukaryota; Fungi; Ascomycota; Sordariomycetes; Glomerellales; Glomerellaceae
Product: Amidase
Exons: 3
Coding region: 1-1764 (587 amino acids)
Source: RefSeq, a predicted model, not a curated record